GAAAAGAUGAUGAAGGAGAAACUGUAGAUAUGACUGAGCUCCGAAUAGAAUAUGUGAAGGCUUUUCCGAUCAGGGGAUAUCAUCCAGAAAAAUUGACAUAUUUACGUAUUAUCACAAAUACAAAAAAACAAAGAUCUAUAGCUCUUAAUAUUAUUCUAAAACAUAAUUCAGAAAUUGGAGGUACGCAUAAGCUGGAAACAGCCUCGGAUGAUACGAGAGCAUAUUAUCGAAAAGUUGCUAGAGAAUAUAGGAUACCACUUUCUAGAUGGGCAUUAUUAACUGAUUAUAAAUACAAUAGCAAUGGAAUGCCUUAUAGUGCUCGCUCACCACUUUGUGAACAUGCGUUUUAUGUACCUAUUAAUAAUUACCGCUCUAUGGAAAAUCCCUCAAUUUUAUACAAAAAUUAUCCUUCACAACUUCUUACUCGUGAUCGAGCAUUAGUCCUUACCUGGGAUAUAGAAACACAUUCAAUGCUUGGAUUAGACCAUUUCCCUAUGGCGAAAUAUAAAGAGGAUAAUAUAUUUAUGAUUUGUAUGACUGUUCACUGGAAAGAUGAUCCUACCCCGUUAAAACAAAUCUGCCUUGUUGAUGUGGAAACGGCACCGGACCCAAAUUGGAUCACGAUUAUUUGUGGAAAUGAAAGGAAUCUAUUAAAGGCAUUUGCUCUAUGCUGGCGGGCUUUAGCCCCUGACAUCGAACUCACUUUUAAUGGAUCCAAGUAUGACUGGUCAUUUGUAGUGGAAAGAGCCACCCAACUAAAAAUUCUAGAUUGGAUGAUGGCAAAGAUGUCAGCAAACCCACGAAAAAAGGCUACAAUCGAUUCUAUUCUUCGUUGGAGUUAUUGUGGAGGGGUAGGUGAACCUUUCUAUAAAGAUUUCUUUCAUAAAGAGCAAACAUGGGGGUCUUCCAAAAAAGAAAACAAGGGUAACAAAAAGAAUCGGGAAGGGAUCGAAAUUAAAAUCACCCCAGAUAAAAAUUUUAUAUCUACUUUUCUCAAGGUUCCCGGUUGCGUUCCAAUAGAUGUGAAAGUAUGUUGUGAAAAACUUUAUCCGAAAUCUGAGAAAAAAUCACUCAACUAUUUCUUAGGGAUACAUGGUCUUGGUAGUAAAAUAGAUUUACCAAUAAAAGUUAUGAGAGAAUAUUAUACACGAAGCAAGGAGAAUACCUCACUCGAGACCGCUGAAAAUAUACGUAAAAUUACUAAAUAUUGUAUUAAAGAUGCUUUAAGUUGUCAAGAACUUAUGGUUAAGAGAAAUGUAAUAAAUGAUUACAGAGAGGUGGCCUCAAUUGCAUAUGUUUCUUUAUUCGAUUCGCACUACUAUGCUGGGGGUACGAAGCAAAAAGAAAAAGGCACGUUCCCUGGAGCCUAUGUAUUUCCACCAGAUAAGGGUUUAGAAAAUGAACGGCCUGUCACGGAGGUAGGGAUCGAAAGAGAUGCUCAUGGGUCGGUUGUUCCUAUGAUUUCUCGACAAGAUCUCAAUGACGCACGAGAUUUGUCGCACGCCCGACGUGGAUUGAAGGCGGAAGAUCCAUUACCAGAUGGGCUCUUGGCUAAGAUUGUAGAAUUAGAACAAUCUAUAAAAGAAGAUGCUGAAAUUACAAAGUCAAGAGACGCUGAACUUAAUACCAGAAUGUUCGAAUUAGAACGAUCAGCAAAAGAAAACGAAAAGCUUAGAAACAGAGUGGCGAAAUUGGAACAGAACCAGUGCAUCGAUACUAAUACCAAAUCAUUAGAUGAUGAAACAAAUUCUAACGAUACUUCUGAACAGAUAAUCUCAUGUGAGGAGUCUCACACAUCUAAUUCUGACAUAUACCAGGACUCGGUAACCCCUACAUCUCCCGCAGAAACCAUAUCGUCUGCUUCGCAAAGCGACUUACAUUGCCCGGAAGAGAAGGUAGAAAAUGAAUUUCUGAAUUCAAAACAUAGAGAAACGGUUAGAAAAGAGAUAAUUCAAAACAUUAAGGAGAAGAAGCUUCGGGAUCAAGAGUUACUCUCAACUCCUGAGAAUACUAUCCCUAAAAUUUCUAUAUCACCGAAUAAGAACGUUUCCAUACCCGAAGCAGAGAAAUCAUUACUUAAUAAAGAUCUAAAUAUUCAAGAUACAAAACUUCUUCUUCUGAAUCUAUUAUCUCUGCAUCCAAUCAGGAACAAAGUGCUAUUUCUUCCGAAACAAAAAUUCCCUAUAAUCAAAAGACAAAUUCUUGAAAAUAUGCUAGAUGGAGAUGAUUCAACUCCAGGUUCUGCAUUGCAUUUGGCCCAUUUAUUCGACAAGGCUAAAAAAACUGGCCAGAAAGAAAUUUUACGUUGGUAUUGUUAUAGUGAAGAAUUCGAAAAAAAGGUAAGAGACACUAACUUUAAAAACGAACUUAACGAUCAAAUGGCGAGAACACAGAUCUAUAAUGAAAUGGAACCAUUUCUUCCAGGAAUUAAGAGAGAGUAUUUGCGUAAGAAAACUCAAAAGGCUAGAAAUAUUUAUACAUUAUUCAAAGAAAUAGGAAUAGAUAAAAUCAAGCAAGUUACGUAUAGUGCUGAUGCUAUUUCCAGUUUAACAGGUGUUCAAAUCCAAAACAUAAUAAAGCUUUUCUCUGAAAAACCUGAUGUAGGAUUGGUCAACGAGCAAACUGGAUGUCAAAAAGUAAUCGGCGUGAAGAAUCUUCACGCGCGCGUGACCGAACCUUCUAAAUCAACUACUAAAUUGUCUCAUACGUCUAAUUCGGAAGAUAUAAUAAGUGAGGAUGACAAAUCUUUAUCUAAUACCUCGGUAAGUGUCUCAAAUACUGAAGUCUCACCUAAUAAUACGACUCAUAUCUUUAAUUCCGCUAAUGUUGAUGAGAUAGGUGAGGUAAACGCACCCGAUAGUUCUUUAUAUUUUAAUUCGGGUCCUUUUGAUGAUGAAAAUUCUUGUGAUAGGGACACUGACCCACAGAGUGAGGAUGGAGAUUUCUCUGAUAACGACAAAGAGGAAGAUGAUGAUGAGUUCUGUGGAUUUUCUGACGAUGAUGAAGGAUAUUAUUAUGAUUUAAAUACCGGUGAAACUUAUACAAAAUCGGACCGUUCAAUCUGUGCAUAUUAA
This is a messenger RNA of Paraglomus brasilianum, 3074 nucleotides long. The record is from the annotation of a GenBank genome assembly. Lineage: Eukaryota; Fungi; Glomeromycota; Glomeromycetes; Paraglomerales; Paraglomeraceae.